AUGGCUCGAAAUGACGAUCCCGAUGAGAAUAGCCCCAUGCUUGAGCGUGGAGAGCGUGACAUGAGGAAGUCUCUACAAACUUCAUCAUCUCGUAUUGCCUCUAUCUUCCACUUCUUUUUGGGUGGCAUCGUUUCCCCGGAUGCGGUUGCGUAUGAGCCAAUCGAGAUUCUCCUCAAUACCGAAGAUAAGACAGAGCGAGAUGAGUUAACGCGACAAUGGCGAAAUCAUAAACUGGAAGAAUUGAACUUUGUUGGUAUUGUGUCUGCCCUCCUAGCCGGCGUCCUCACCUCCACCGGUUCUUGGCCAAACAUCCUCCCCAACGACGCCCCCACCCCUGUCUGCGUCCGCGCAACCUUCUACUCCGGCAUCAUCCUCGCCCUCUUCAGCCUCCUAACCUCCGCCUCGCAAACCAUCCGCCUGCAUCGCCUGUCCUCGCACCGCGAUGCCCCGCUGCGCAUUCGCCGGCUACUCUCAGACCCUGCCGGCCACCCCCGAAAAGCCCAGAUCUAUGCAUGGCAGCUUCCUGUUGCUUUCUUGACAGCUGCUGUAGGUUGUAUGGUUCUAGGGAUGUUUAUGCUUGUUUGGAGCGCGACCGUGGGGUGGCGCGAGGCGGGGGAGGGGAGCUGGUGGAAUGAGAACUCGAAGAUGGCGGUUGCGUUCACUGUGGUGGCGGGCGCGAGUAUUGGGGCGUUCUUUGCGGGGCAUUGGAGUUUGUAUGAGGAUGGAGAGGAGUGGGAUGGUGUGGAGUGA
Molecule: messenger RNA, 750 nt
Organism: Mytilinidion resinicola
Lineage: Eukaryota; Fungi; Ascomycota; Dothideomycetes; Mytilinidiales; Mytilinidiaceae
Exons: 3
Coding region: 1-750 (249 amino acids)
Source: RefSeq, a predicted model, not a curated record